GAUAUCAAGGCACGCGAAUGGAAUUCGCGGAGCUCAUACUGACGCCUAAGCUAGAUGGUGUCCUGCUGUACGAUCAGUUAAGCGAUCGGCCCAUCGAUGGGACGCUUUGCAUUACCGGUCAUCAUUUGAUCCUGAGCACGAGAAAAGAGGGUGCUCAAGAACUGUGGCUGCUGCAUCAAAACAUCGACCUUGUUGAACGAAAGCCCAACAUUGUCAACAACAUCCUCGAGGGUGGUACCAUCAUACUGAAAUGUAAAGAUUUGCGCAUUAUUGCACUGAAAAUAGCAUCCCCGCAGGAGUACUUUAACAUUUCGAACUCGGUCGAACAACUUUCUAAUCUGGAGGAAACACGUAUGCUCUAUCCCUUCUUCUACAUCCCGAUGUACAACAUCCUUGAGGACGGAUACUCCCUGUACCGACCCGAGCAAGAAUUUGGCAAACUGCUAGCGAACGUUGACGAGUGGCGGCUGACGACGGUAAACAGUUCGUACCAGGUCUGUCCUACUUACGGUGCCCGGCUCGUGGUUGCCCGCUCCAUCACCGACGAGCAGAUCAUCCAGUCGGCCGCUUUUCGCGAUGGUGGCCGGUUUCCGGUGCUUUCCUACCGCCACGCAAAUGGUGCGGUCAUGCUGCGCAGUGCCCAACCCCUGGCUGCCCCGGGCGUUACGAAGCGUUGCCGGGCGGACGAAGCCAUUCUGAAUGCGGUGCUGGGCCGGAGCAAGAAGGGCUUCAUCUUUGACACGUGGGCGAAGGGUAAGAGCAGCACGACGGAAACGGAUCAGCAUUACUCCCAGUGGAAGAAGGUGACACGGCCAAUCGGGCAGUUUAGUUCCGUGUCGGCGUUGUUAGAUAGCUUUAUCAAAUUGAUGGAAGCCUGCAACGAUGUGCAGUGCAGCACGGACAAAUGGCUAACGCGGCUGGAAAUGUCCGGCUGGCUUGGGUUCGUGCUGAACGCGCUGAAUGCGGCGUGCGUCGUGGCCCAGUGUCUCGAUCAGGAGGGCAGUCCAGUGUUGGUGCACGGUGGAAAAGGGCUCGAUACGACACUCGUCGUAACAUCGCUGGUGCAAAUCAUACUUAAUCCCGACAGCCGUACGAUCAGAGGGCUGCAAGCUCUUAUCGAUCGUGAGUGGCUGCAGGGCGGAUAUCCGUUCUCAACCCGCCACAAACAUUCCUGCUACACACCAACCAAUCAGCGGCGCAAAAGUUCCAGCGCAACGUUUCUGCUGUUUCUCGACUGUGUGUAUCAGCUGUACGCGCAAUUUCCUUGCAGCUUCGAGUACGACCAUCGGCUACUGGUGACCAUGUUCGAACACAGCUACUUCAGCCAGUACGGUACGUUUUUGGGCGAUUGUGAACGGGACCGGGUACAGCUGAAGGUGACGACCCGCACGACAAGCCUAUGGUCACACCUGAACCGGCCGGAAGUGGUCAAGUCGCUGCUAAACCCAUUGUACGAACCGAAUCCGGCCGUCAUAUGGCCCUCGGUUGCACCUAUCAGUAUUGUGCUGUGGUCGGAACUGUACACGCGCUGGUCGAUCGACCAGUCCCAGCUGAAGAUUAACUUUAGCCACAUUCAAGCGCUAGUCAGCCGGGAAAAGGAUUUGCGCAGCCGGGUGGUCAAAUUGCGCCGCCAGCUGGCGGACCUGCAGCGCGAAUAUCAGAUCGUGCGUAGUGAAAAGAAUGGCAACAACAGUGAUGAACUGCACCACCACCACCGACACGCGGAGAUGGACGAUCCCGGGGACGAUGGCGACGAGGAGAGUGUAUCAUCAGAUGCACUAGGAUCUAGUAAGUAGAAUAGAAACAAAGCCU
Anopheles maculipalpis is the source of this 1812-nucleotide messenger RNA. Its product is annotated as myotubularin-related protein 9. The coding region runs from base 18 to 1796 and encodes 592 amino acids. The record is from RefSeq and is a predicted model, not a curated record. The transcript is spliced from 3 exons. Gene Ontology annotation, biological process: negative regulation of autophagy. NCBI's taxonomy places the organism in Eukaryota, Metazoa, Arthropoda, Insecta, Diptera, Culicidae.